Pipistrellus nathusii (Nathusius's pipistrelle) is the source of this 1746-nucleotide messenger RNA. The record is from the annotation of a GenBank genome assembly. Lineage: Eukaryota; Metazoa; Chordata; Mammalia; Chiroptera; Vespertilionidae.
AUGAAAAGAAGCAAAGAAGUGAUAACUAAAAAUCAUAAUCAAGAAGAAAUAAAUGUUCUUCGGUGUUGGAAAUGUAGGAAAUGUAUAGCACGUUCUGGUUGUUUCAUGAACUAUCUUGAGAAUCAAGGGCCUAAGGAUAGUGAUGACUCAGCUGAUAAUCAAAAUACCUGUCGUGUGUGGCACAUGAAUAUAGAAGCCCUUCCAGAAUGGAUAAACCGCCUACUACAAAAAGCCCAGUGGACAGUGGGAAAACUGAAUUGCCCUUUUUGUGGGGCCCGUUUAGGGGGCUUUAAUUUUGUCAGCACUCCAAAAUGUUCCUGUGGCCAGCGCGCAGCCGUGCACCUCUCCAAGAGCCGGACCGAUUACCAGCCAGCACAGGCAGGCCGACUAAUGAGACCAUCACCGAAACACUUGUCACAUCCUACAGCUCGGUCAGGUGGUGACAGUGAAGCUCUGCUGACGGGCGGCGCCUUCAAAAACAGAAAUCGCAGGCUUUCAAACAUGGCCCAAAAGAGUAAUGGCCCCGGGAGGUUAACAGAAGCGCUGUGCCUGGAGGUGCGGUCGACGUGUGUUCAGAUGAAGAAGGAGAAACUGCUCUUCAAAGCAUCCGAUUCAAAAUACCAGCUUUUUGUCCCGCAACUUGUGACUGGCAGAUGCACCAGAAGAGCUUCCCACAGAAAAUCACAGAGCUGGGAUCUGAGCAUCAGCGAGAAGCUGACUUUAUUACCCACAUUCUAUGAAAUGCAUAGUAAGACUAUCGCCUGCCCCAGACUAAAUGAAGCCCAGCCUGAGGACCUUUUGGACCUGCCUUUAGAAUCUAGUAAAAAUAGCUGUUCCUUCCACCUAUCAUCAAGUUUUGAUUCCAAUAUGCUGCUGCAGAGGUUUUCGGCGGCUCCCCGUGAGACCCAGACACAAAGAGGAGGAGAAUUCCAGAGCGGCCUGGGAGCUUCUGCCGUGCACCCUGACCACGCUCGUCCCGGCGGCCUGGCGUUCCUGAUGGACCUGCCCUCCGCCGGCAGGCGCACGCCGGAGGCUUCGGACCCCGAGGAGCGCCUGUCGCCCCUGGACAUCCUGCGCUCCGGCAGCUUCUCCCUGGGCGCCAUUCAUCAGAGGCUCAGCAAGAGAGAGAGGAGCAAGUUGAAGAAUCUGAGGAGGAAGCAACGAAGGCAUGAAAGAUGGUUGCAGAAGCAGACUUUGACUAAUGACAUGAAUACAGAUGAUGAAAUUGAAUAUGUAGAAGAAAAGGAAAGCUACAUCUGUGCAGUGUGUCUGGAUGUUUAUUUCAACCCAUACAUGUGCUACCCUUGCCACCACAUCUUCUGUGAGCCCUGCUUACGGACUCUUGCCAGAGACAAUCCUGCAAGCACUCCCUGCCCACUGUGUCGGACCAUUAUUUCCAGAGUCUUUUUCCAGACAGAACUGAACAAUGCCACAAAAACAUUCUUCACUAAAGAAUAUUUGAAAAUAAAACAGAGCUUUCAGAAAUCCAGCUCUGCAAAGUGGCCCCUACCGAGCUGCAGAAAGAAAGCAUUCCAUCUUUUUGGAGGUUUCCACAGACGUGCAGCUCCAGUUACAAGGAGGCAGUUCCCACACGGGGCACACAGAAUGGAUUACCUGCACUUUGAGGAUGAUAGUCGUGGUUGGUGGUUUGACAUGGAUAUGGUGAUCAUCUAUAUUUAUUCAGUGAACUGGAUCAUUGGAUUCAUCGUUUUCUGCUUUCUUUGCUAUUUUUUCUUUCCGUUUUAG